Molecule: messenger RNA, 712 nt
Organism: Heterocephalus glaber (naked mole-rat)
Lineage: Eukaryota; Metazoa; Chordata; Mammalia; Rodentia; Bathyergidae
Gene: Atp5mj
Product: ATP synthase membrane subunit j
Cellular component (GO): mitochondrion; proton-transporting ATP synthase complex
Source: RefSeq, a predicted model, not a curated record
ACUGCUCCUUCCGCCUUCCCCCUUCCCAGCGGGCUCCGCGAGGCGCCUGCGCACUUGGUGACCUUCGAGAGUGUGUGGUGGGGUCUGGCGCGGCCUGCACGAUUGUUCCUGCCGAGGUGAGCGCGGGCCCGAGCCUGUUGCUCGGGUCGCUGUGGCCGGGACUGAAGAGGGCGCCGGACGAGAAGAUGCUUCAAAGCUUCAUUAAAAAUGUCUGGGUCCCCUUGAAGCCAUACUAUACCCAAGUUUACCAGGAGAUUUGGGUAGGAAUGGGGUUGAUGAGCUUCAUUGUUUAUAAAAUCAGAAGUGCUGAUAAAAGAAGCAAAGCUUUAAAAGGUUCAAGUCCUGCACCUUCUCAUGCCCAUCACUAACCAGCUGUCUUGAGUGCACAUGGACGAAACGUCAGUCUGCCUGUAAAUCUAAGCCAGCUGUGUCAGAUGGGAGCACAGAACAUCACUGUAACCUGCAUAAGUAGUGUUGGCUCUGAGGCAUGAAUAAAUGUACCUGUGAGAUGCACCUCCCCAUUCUGGGACUGUUUUGUGUGUCCCCUCGCAGACCCUCUGUAUGUAGCAGCUGUCCUCAUACCGCCCACCCCCUCCCGAAGAGCCCGGGAUGAGGAGUGCACACCUUGGUUGUUCACCGCAGGGCUUGGUGGUCCAGGUCCAGGUACUCACUCGGAUUCUGAUACUCAAUAAAUGUCUGUUUAGCAAGCGGU